CUGGCAUAGAUUGUUGAGUCCUCAAUUAGAGUAAUGAGUGUGGGCCGGGGCACUAGCCUGCUAUUUGCCUCAUCCGGCUUCCGUUCCGCUGCUCACCUCCAGCCACAAAAGCCCACCCAUGACAACCAUUGACCACCCUGAAAGAUCAUUGUAAUACAACAGCUCUGCCCAUCCUCUCCUUUUAUCCAAACUCCCCCUUUUCCUUUCCGAACGUGUCGAGGGCCGUUUAUACAAAAAUGCCCUGGGUUCCUUUCCGCCGCCGCUGCGGCCCCCGACGACCCAAGCCUUCUCCAGCUCCUGGUGUAGAAACUCGGAGUGGCAAGCCCAGCGUGCGGUGGAGUCGCCUGCGGUGGCUGUCGGGUGCCCUCUCCCAAUCUUUCGACAGCCUGCAUCUCCGACGAAACAGAGAGAGGGACUCUGGCGAGCGUAUCGCUGUUCCCCCCAACCUCGAUAUUUCAUCGAUCUCGACACUCGCUGUCGAUUCAGAUGAGCGUGACGAGCGGCCGAUAGCCCGGGCGAAAGAGGACGGGACGAUCUGUGUUUCCUGCACCCCCAGGCCGGUCCCCGUACCUGCCCCGGGCUCUGUGCCUGCUACCUUGAACCCUUGCCGUCUCUCAACCCCCCCUCGUCAUCCUUCUCAAGCGGUGUCGAGUGCGUCGAGUGCGGUAAGUGUUCGGCAGAGCGCUGGUGGCGAGGAAGCCACUGCGAGCGGGCCUGGAGACACCGGCCCAUCUGGCUUGAAUCCGUCAUCGAGUGAUCCACCGUCGGGCGUUGCGUCUAGUGGUCAGUCGUCAAGUCCCACACGCAGGCACUCCAUCCAGGAGAACUAUACUCGUCCCGUCUAUCUGAUCACUGCCACCAACCGCAAAAUACAUGCCUUGGCCGCAUUAGACACACAGGCAGGAGUGAACAUCAUGCGCAAAGACAUAUUCACUGAGCUGGGUCUUGACCUAGAAGAGAGUGAUAUAGCGCUCACUCCUUUACAUACCAGUUCAGCAAGCAAUGUCGAAAUCCAGCCGAUCGGACUCGUCCGCAACGUGGACUGGCACUUUGGUGACGAGGAAACUCGGACGUACACGGCCGACUUUUACGUCGUCGACACGGACCAGUAUGACCUUUUGAUCGGUCAAUCGACUCUCGAUCGGUGCAGACUCAUCAAUGUUGCGGUGCCAAGGGUCCAGGUGCGAACCUUGGAUUAAUUAGAUGAGUCUGCAAAAUCCAGUGGGGGAACAACAGCACCCUGCGAGGCUGACUAUCUCUCAAGACAGAGAGGACGACGCGCCAGCUUUUAGAUCUAAUCUUUUAUUUGCCCCAGGAGCAAUACCCUGGUCCCUUCCUUAUUCCCCCUCUUUUUCUUCCUUUGUUUGUUUGGGCCGGAUUAGCGCGUGGCGUUUUGUCUAGUAAUGUUUGCCUCCUAUCAAAAUCGAGGUUAUAGAUUGCAUAUUAUCUCGUGCUUGCAUUCUAGUCAGUAUCGAGUCUCCUGCCUGGAUUGAUCAUGUGUACAGA
Molecule: messenger RNA, 1506 nt
Organism: Penicilliopsis zonata CBS 506.65
Lineage: Eukaryota; Fungi; Ascomycota; Eurotiomycetes; Eurotiales; Aspergillaceae
Exons: 2
Coding region: 237-1199 (320 amino acids)
Source: RefSeq, a predicted model, not a curated record